UUGCCAUGGCUGCGGCAGUAAACAGAGCGAAAUGUGGACAAGUCUUGCACCAAACUUACCAAUCUGUGUAACUGUAUGUCCAAGAGAGACACGUCUACACUCUUUGCCUUGACCUUCUGGCACACGGCCCUUCCUCUCGUAACCCACUCGGUCAUCGUUCCAUCAUCAUCAACUAUACACACGUUCCCAACAAAAUACAAUAAUUCCAGAACACGAGGUUCUCGGCGUUUGUGAUCUCACUGAUUUGUUUUGUCGUUUCUUUGAGUGCAUUUCAAACGAGGGUAUAGAGUUCAGGUUUUUGUCGGGCACUGGUAAUCAUCGAAGUGGAGACGGUGACUUGCCGAAAGUGUAGAAGACGAAGCAAUGAGUUUCAGAGAAGAAUCCGAGCCCGAGGACCUCAAGAAGCCGUUCCUCCAAACAGGGAGCUGGUACAGAAUGGGUUCGAGGCAGUCCAGCAUCAUGGGCUCCUCGUCCCAGAUCAUUCGUGACGGUUCCAUUUCCGUCAUGCUCUGCGUCCUCAUCGUUGCCCUCGGCCCCAUCCAAUUCGGCUUCACCUGUGGGUAUUCUUCCCCUACGCAAGAUGAAAUAAUCGAGGACCUGGGACUUUCAGUCUCGGAGUUCUCUAUAUUUGGUUCUUUAUCAAAUGUUGGUGCCAUGGUUGGGGCAAUCGCGAGUGGUCAGAUCGCAGAAUACAUUGGGCGUAAAGGGUCACUUAUGAUUGCUGCGAUUCCUAAUAUAAUUGGAUGGCUUGCAAUAUCAUUUGCCAGAGAUGCCUCGUUUUUGUACAUGGGUAGGUUGUUGGAAGGAUUUGGUGUCGGUAUUAUAUCUUACACGGUACCGGUAUAUAUAGCUGAGAUUGCACCUCAAAAUAUGAGGGGAACCCUUGGGUCUGUUAAUCAGCUCUCAGUGACAAUUGGACUAAUGCUGGCUUAUCUUUUUGGACUGUUUGUCAACUGGAGAGUGCUUGCAAUUUUAGGAAUUUUGCCAUGUACAAUAUUGAUACCUGGCUUGUUUUUCGUGCCAGAAUCUCCCCGAUGGUUGGCCAAAAUGGGGAUGACAGAAGAUUUUGAAACCUCAUUGCAAGUUUUACGAGGUUUUGAUACCGACAUUUCAGUUGAAGUGAACGAAAUCAAGAGAUCUGUAGCAUCAGCAGGCAAAAGAGCUACAGUCCGGUUUGCAGAUCUCAAGAGAAAGAGAUACUGGUUUCCUCUAACGAUAGGAAUCGGAUUACUUGUGCUCCAGCAACUCAGUGGUAUCAAUGGUGUUUUAUUCUAUUCAAGUAACAUCUUUGAAAAAGCCGGGAUCUCGGCGAGUAAUGUUGCAACUUUUGGAGUUGGAGUUAUUCAGGUUACGGCUACUGGGGUUACUACUUGGUUGGCGGACAGAGCUGGCCGCAGGCUGCUGCUUAUUGUGUCAUCGUCUGGAAUGACCCUUAGCCUCCUCGUUGUUGCAAUUGCAUUUUAUCUGGAGGACAUUGUAUCAGAAGAUUCCAAAUUCUAUAGCAUGUUUGCUAUACUGUCACUCAUUGGCCUUGUGGCUUUUGUGAUUUCAUUCUCUCUGGGACUUGGACCUAUUCCUUGGCUGAUAAUGUCUGAGAUACUUCCUGUGAAUAUCAAAGGCCUUGCUGGCAGCAUAGCAACAACGGCAAAUUGGCUGACAUCAUUUGUGAUUACAAUGACUGCAAACUUGCUGUUGAGUUGGAACAGUGGAGCUACCUUCACAAUUUAUACCAUGGUUGCUGCUUUUACUGUUAUCUUUGUGUCACUUUGGGUUCCAGAAACUAAAGGCAGAGCUCUGGAAGAGAUUCAGCAGUCAUUUAGAUGAAUUUACUUCCUAAAGCAUAUAUUCAUCUUAAUCUGGCUUUGAAGUGGAUAUAAUGCCGGAGUCAUCGCAUGUAGGUUGGGUUACAUGGAUAUUCCUUAUUUUAUUCUUUUGCAAAACUGCAAGAAUUUGAGUUGAUCGGAUGCCUCCCUAGCAGCUCCAUAAACUCCCUGUGUAUAACAUAGGGGGUGCGAGUCUUCCAUCAUAUUUGCUUUGUGUUAGAGCAAUCACAAUGGUUUAUUCAUUUUGCAUUUGUUUGUAAAAUGGCCAGCAAUGGUUUGAAAAAUGCUCUAAAAAAUUAAAUGCAAAAUACAUUCAUGCUA
Messenger RNA from Juglans regia (Persian walnut), 2144 nucleotides. RefSeq names its product sugar transporter ERD6-like 6. The coding region runs from base 364 to 1824 and encodes 486 amino acids. The record is from RefSeq and is a predicted model, not a curated record. The transcript is spliced from 18 exons. NCBI's taxonomy places the organism in Eukaryota, Viridiplantae, Streptophyta, Magnoliopsida, Fagales, Juglandaceae. Gene Ontology annotation, biological process: carbohydrate transport; transmembrane transport. Gene Ontology annotation, cellular component: membrane. Gene Ontology annotation, molecular function: sugar transmembrane transporter activity.